Candoia aspera is the source of this 2797-nucleotide messenger RNA. Its product is annotated as TBC1 domain family member 20-like. The record is from RefSeq and is a predicted model, not a curated record. Gene Ontology annotation, cellular component: endoplasmic reticulum membrane. Gene Ontology annotation, biological process: endoplasmic reticulum to Golgi vesicle-mediated transport; positive regulation of GTPase activity. Gene Ontology annotation, molecular function: GTPase activator activity. The transcript is spliced from 7 exons. Lineage: Eukaryota; Metazoa; Chordata; Lepidosauria; Squamata; Candoiidae. The coding region runs from base 1 to 1287 and encodes 428 amino acids.
AUGCGUGGCGGCGGCGGCGGCGGCGGCGGCGAGCGAGGGGGGCGGGCUUCGCCUCGGUCGGAGACCCGCGCAGAAGGAGCCGGCGGGGCCCGGCCCGGCCCGGCCCGGGGCGCCCCUCCACCGGCGUCUCCUCCGUCCCUCCCUCCAGGGCGUCCGGGCUCCCAGAGGCAGCGCAAGCGGUGGCUGAUCCACCGGGCCCUCACCAGCGACCCCGUGGACGUGGCGGGCCUGCGCCAGGCGGCGGUCAGCCGGGGCGGCCUGCUGACCGACGAGGUCCGCCAGAAGGUGUGGCCGAAGCUGCUGGGCGUGAAUGUGUACAGCAUCCCGCGCAAGCCGGGUCGGGAAGUGCGGCAGAACCACAAGGAUUGCAAUCAAGUCCUCCUGGACGUGCACCGCUCGGUUCGCCGGUUCCCCCCAGGGAUGCCCGAGAAGCAGCGCCAGGUCCUUCAGGAGCAGCUGGUGGAUGUCAUCCUGCAUGUCUUGAGGGCCCACCCGGAGCUUCACUACUACCAGGGUUACCACGACAUUGCCGUGACUCUGCUGUUGGUAUCGGGUGAGCGCAUGGCUGUUGCCCUGCUGGAGCGGCUCUCUACACAUCACCUGAGGGACUUCAUGGACCCCACCAUUGACAGCACCAAGCACAUCCUCAAUUACCUGAUGCCAAUCCUGCAGCGGGAGAGUCCUCAGCUCCAUGACUUCAUGCAAAGAGCGGAGGUGGGGACGAUCUUUGCCCUAAGCUGGCUGAUCACCUGGUUUGGUCACGUCCUUGCCAACUUCCACCAUGUCUUGCGCCUCUACGACUUUUUCCUGGCCUCCCACCCCCUUAUGGCUGUUUAUUUUGCGGCAGCGGUUGUUCUCUAUCGGGAAGAGGAGGUGCUGUCCUGUGACUGCGACAUGCCUAGCAUCCACCAGCUCCUGUCCCGCCUCCCACAGGACCUGCCCUACGAGGCCCUGGUUGGCCGGGCCCACCAGCUCUUCCAGCGCCUGCCCCACACGGAGCUGGCCGAGUGGGCGGCCCUUCAGCAGUGCAGGAGCAUUGCCAUCGGCUCCUUCUCGGCAUUCCAGCAAGAGGCACUCUGCCAGCGCCCAGACACCAUCCUUCGCCAGCAGCAGCGCCACCCCAGCGCCGGCAACAUGGAGUCCAGCACAUUCCUUCUCCCUGCAGGACGCAGCACCCUGCUGAAGGCCGCGGUCUGGGGACUCUCGGCCACGCUGGGGGCUGCUGCCCUGGCUGUCGUGCAGACUGCCCUGGAGUGGGGCCCCGAUUUCCUCUCGCAGCUCUUCUAGGGUGUCUCAGUGGGGUGGCAACCCCCCUCCCCAGCUCCGCAGCUUGAUCCAAAGGCUCUAAGUCCGUGGGCUGGACGGAAGGAGGGGCAGCCCCGCCCAAGGCUUACGGGGCCGGAGGAUGGGAUCUGGAGCCCCAUCCUCUCUGCAGCACCACAGCCCGUUCCUGCGUCUGCCAGCUGCCUCGGAGCUGAGCUCAUCACUGCCUUCCUAUACCCCCCCACCUACUGGAUGGGGGAGGCCGCAAGUACAGUGCAACCCCCCUCCCACGCAGAAAGCCCUGGGGCUGUGCAGGUGGGGAGCACCAGGCAUCUAGCCUUGCCCACCAAGCAAGCCAGUGGGAGGGGAAGAUCAGGAACAGAGAGAAGGGGGGCUGUUUGGGCGAGGAAAGCCAUAGCUGGCAGGCAGAGUGUGCCCUUGCAGGCCAAACGUGCCAAGCACGGUCCCCGGCACCUCCUGCAAGGCCUUCUCUGAAGCCCUGUGCAGCCGCUGCUGCCCCUGAUCUCUGUCUGGGUGGAGAGGGAGGCGGCAGCCCCCGCCCCAGCCGAGGUGCAGAGACUCCCGGUCCACUGUGCAGUCUGCCCUUAGGUGGGGAGAGCCUCUGCUGCCCGUGGCUGGAGCAGUGUGACCUGGCCUUGGAGAGAAGCAGAGAUCCUGCAAGACAUUGGGCCUUGGGUUGGGGGGGGGGUCUGUGGGAAAGUGCUCUUCUCCAGGGAGCUCUGGAGUGGGCACCCAAGCCACUUUGUGCUCCAGAAGGCUGGUGGGUCCCUCGGGUGGGGAGCAGCUGCUGCUUCAGGGAACUUGGUUUCUCAACCAGCAGAACCACAUGAACGGAAGCCGGGCUCGAGUAUGGAUUUAUUAUCAUUUUAUAACUAAGGUGCGAAUGUCAGGUGACUCUCCCCUUAUCCCACUGUUCCUCCACCUCUUCCUGCAGGAGCAGGGAACCGGUGGCCCUCCAUGGGGGGCUCCCAGCCUCCUCCAUGCUGGCCAUGGCUACUGCAACUGUGCAGAUUUUAGCCACAGCUGCCAGCAACCCCCAGGUUUCAGACUGGAAUGAUGUCAGGACUUCCUGGGGGAAAGUCCCCCUUCAUCAGGACCCAUUGUUGGCCACAAGGAGAGAGUCUCUUUGGGGUUCACAUAUAUUUGGUAAAUGAAAAGAAGAAGUUUCUUAAUGGCAAAUAAAGAGCUUUGCCUGCUCCCAGACAUUGCUUUUGACUAGCCUUCAGCGUACCUUGGUCUUGUCUGGAGAUGAAAGGGAGGCCAGGGAGCGUCACUUUCAGAGGUCUCCGGAGCAGGAGGAAGGUCAAAGGGGAAGUGAGCUAAGAGGCAGAAGCUGCUCUCCUUUUCAGUGACUUACUUCCUUUGGGCCUGCUGUUUGUGGUAACUUUCUCAACAGGAUCAGUUGCGUUUUUAAUAUAAAGCAAGUACUUGCAUUUCAACUGACUGUGAAAGCCUUUUGAUAAAGCGACGCCCGUUUUACAAGUGGAAUCUCUGCGUCGGAAAGGCCUUUAAU